GAUAUUGUGAUUGCCAAUUAGAUAACUAAGCUUGAAAGAAAUCUAAAUCCUCCUCUGUCUGAUCUCAGAAACCUCUCAUCAUUCAUGGUGGGAACUCUCAAUAGUGUUAAGUUUGUUUGUAGCUAUGGAGGAAAGAUUCUCCCUAGAUAUACUGAUGGGAAACUUCGUUAUAGUGGUGGAGAAACUCGUCUUCUAUCUGUCGACCGCGCUUCCAUUUCAUUUUCAGAAUUAAUGGUGAAGCUGUGUGAAGUAUGUGGAUACUCAUCAGUGAGUUUGAGGUGUCAAUUACCAAAUGAAGAUCUUGAUGCCUUGGUAUCUAUUAAAUCUGAUGAAGAUCUUAUUAAUGUCAUGGAAGAAUACGAUUUGGCAGAGAAGAAAUCAGCUACUCAAAUAAAAAUAAAAGCAUUUCUGUUUCCGUCAAAAUCAAUUAAAAAGAUGAUUUCUCCACCAGUUUCAGUUUCUCCUUCUUCUUCUUCUUAUGUAGCUGCUGGAAAAUACUCACCACCAUCAUCAACAACAUCAUCUCCGAUUGGCAAUCAAUCUGUUGUUAAUCCUCAUUAUCAACAUCUUCUUCAUAAUCAGAUCUCUUCUUCAUCAUCACCAAUGGGAUUUCCAAGUUUUCAUCCAGAAGUACAAAAUCAUCGUUACUAUUAUUAUCCUUCUUGUAUUCCUCCACACCAAGGAAGUCCUAGACAAGUCUACCUUGUUCAUAAUGGAAAUCACUGGCAAUACUAAUAAAUUUUCCAAUUAAUCUUUCUAGAAUUUGGAAGAUUAAUUAUUAGUAAAACAAAAAAAGAAAGAGAGAAAAAUUAUUUAUUGUUCUGUUGUAAUAAUUUUUCUCCACAGUAAAAUUUUGGGAUUAGGAUAUAGACUCCACGGGAUAAGAAUCUCCCGGAGUAUGAUACAACAAUAAAUGAAAGAAAAUAAAACUCUCUUGAGAUUGUUGAAGAUUGUAGAUGUCAAAAUAUGGAUCGCCACGUGGACAUAGGGAAGAAGCGAGAAUCCGGACUAAAGAUUCUGUACCGUGUCACGAAAAUCUUCGUCAGUGACUUGUCAAAUCAAGUCAAAGUCACCAUUAUUGACAAGUCGACGAGGUAAAAGCUAUGUGCGAGAUAGUGUCUCAUCACGAAGUAAGCUCCGAGAGGAACAAGGGUUAUGACGGAUCCAUGGAGUACCCUACAAGAUAUCCGCCACGAAGUAAAAAAGGACGAAGUAAGAUUACUUGGCUGGGAAGACAAGCCACGAAGUAGAUAAAUUAUGGAGCAAGAAAAGAGACAGGUAUCCCGACAAGCCCAUGUGAAGUAACCGAAAGAAGGGGGAAAACUUUAUGGAAAACGGUCUCGGCGAAGUGUAAAGUGUUACUGCGAGAACACGACGAGAUAAAAUGAGUUGUGUUCCAUUAGGGCUAGAUGGCCUAUAAAUAGAGGUCCUUGGACAAUGUAUGAGGGAUCGGAUCUUUGGAGAGUGGGAAAAGCUUAACCUAGGGGAGAUAUUAGGGUUUCCUGGUAUUCAAGAACUUGUAUCUUUGUUACUUUGAAUGAUUCAUCAAUAAGAAUUCUCGGUGUUUACUUUACUUAAUA
Molecule: messenger RNA, 1580 nt
Organism: Papaver somniferum (opium poppy)
Lineage: Eukaryota; Viridiplantae; Streptophyta; Magnoliopsida; Ranunculales; Papaveraceae
Exons: 2
Coding region: 85-735 (216 amino acids)
Molecular function (GO): protein binding
Source: RefSeq, a predicted model, not a curated record